AAACUAGCGUUUAUUAUAGCUGUUAUUCUAGUCGUAGCACGCAGGUUAGAUACUUUUAUUUUGAAGGCGGAUUAAGCCUACGUCGUCUUGGUAACCGGGUUUCUGGUGUAGCUAGAUAGCUUUCUAGCUAACGUUAUUUAUGUAUUAUUGUACUCAAAUGGUUCCUCGUUGGUUUUAUAAACGUAUAAACACAUAUAGCUAGCUUCAUUAGAUCAGUUAUGUGUUUAUUACUGGGAGCAACCGGCGUCGGAAAGACGCUGCUCCUGAAAAGACUACAGAAGCUGUGCCAGCGGGACGGGACAGAUUUAGGUGAACCACCGGUUACACUGCCAACGGUGGGUACAAACCUCACAGACCUGACGCUGAGGAAGAAGAGGGUGACAGUCAGAGAGUUAGGAGGCUGCAUGGGCCCCAUCUGGCCGAGCUACUUCGUAGACUGCUACUCUGUUAUUUUUAUGGUGGACUCUGCCAACAUCACACAGAUUUCUUCAUCCUGUGUCCAGCUGCUGUCCGUGCUCGCCGCAGAGCCACUUCAGACGGCAUCUGUGCUCGUGCUGUUUAAUAAGAGGGACCUUCCAUGCACCAUGACUCUAGGGGAAAUGAAAUCACUUUUCAGGAUGGAUGACAUCAUUGCUUCUGCCCCUCAGUCAAUCACAACUUUGGAGCUCAGUGCUCGCUCUGGUGAAGGCCUUCAGGAUGUGCUUAACUGGCUGGACUCUUUGCAACCCUGCUGAACUGAACUGCAUACAUGUCUAAAAGGAAAUAAUGGUAGAUACUUUCAGACAGAACACUGCCACCAGGCCGCAUGAAGGUCUGGGUGAAGGAUGAUACAUGGGAGACUAAAGCUCACAUCAUAGUCAGGAUUGCUUGAUGUGAUGUUUAUUAGCUUAGCUGAUAUUCUGAUUCCUCUCUACAGAGAAGCUAUGAUCAGCUGUACUCCAUGUUCAUGCAGGUUUCAGGUUGUUGAGGGUAAUGAGGAGAUGGAUUUUAGGCAUACCAUGCAGACUGUAUGGCACAAGGUAGGAGCCACAACCAAUCAGAAAAGCCUUUUGGUUUGAUUCCUUUAGAGAAACAUUUUAAACAGUUUUUUUUUAACCCAGGGUGAUUACAUUAUAUCUGUAUUCCAAAGGCAGUCACACACUGGCAUAAUAAUACCAUGCCAAGAAGCAAAUAUAUUCUGUUUCUAUGUGUCAAUUCAAGAUUAUUUAUUAUCUAAUAAAUUCAGUUUGAUGAUCAGUGAGUCAUCAUUCUUGUGAGCAAAAUGUGAUAUCAAUGAGCCAUACAGAGCCAGUCUACUUGUAAUGUUGCUUUAAACAUAUUGGAAUUAUUGGCAUUCCCUGUUAAUUUCAAGUUGCAUGUAAUUUAUUACAAAUUUUUGUUGUAUAGUUUUGGAUUUAAUUUAACAUAAUAGUAAAAAAAGUACUGUUUUGGAAGCUCUGGCUCACAAGGAUAAUACCAAUGCUUGAAGUCGUCAAUGCAAGUGUUUGCACCUCAAUUUAAAAUAAUGUUUUUAAAAAUUAGAAGGAAAGGGCUGCACAGUGCAUCCAGUGUGUGACCCCCCUAAAAGACUAUUAUCAAUUAAAAAAAAAAAAAAAAAAAAA
Molecule: messenger RNA, 1601 nt
Organism: Astyanax mexicanus (Mexican tetra)
Lineage: Eukaryota; Metazoa; Chordata; Actinopteri; Characiformes; Acestrorhamphidae
Gene: arl16
Product: ADP-ribosylation factor-like 16
Exons: 5
Coding region: 219-734 (171 amino acids)
Molecular function (GO): GTPase activity; GTP binding
Source: RefSeq, a predicted model, not a curated record